AUGCACGUCCCAGAGAGCCUCCAGGACCUGGCCAACAGCGAAGCCGUCCGGUUCGUGAGGAGGCCCAAGACCGCCGCGCGGAUCUGCGCAGGGGUCUUUUCCCUCAUCAUCUUCUCCUCCCUGCUGACUGAUGGCUACCAGAACAAGACAGAGUCUCCACAGCUCCACUGCGUCCUCAACAGCAACAACGUGGCCUGCAGCUUUGCAGUGGGAGCCGGCUUCCUGGCCUUCCUCAGCUGCCUCGUCUUCCUGGUCCUGGAUGCCCAUGAGAGCCGCAUAGCCAGUUCCCGCUUCAAGACGGCCUUCCAGCUCUUGGACUUCAUCCUGGCGGUCCUCUGGGCAGUCAUCUGGUUCGUUGGUUUCUGCUUCCUGGCCAACCAGUGGCAGCAUUCUCCACCCAAACAGUUCCUCCUGGGGAGCAGCAGCGCAAAGGCAGCCAUCGCCUUCACUUUCUUCUCCAUUCUUUGGGACCUGGCUAUCUACAGCAGCAUUGUCCAGCCAGAAUCUGAUGUGAACCCCUAA
Molecule: messenger RNA, 522 nt
Organism: Otolemur garnettii (small-eared galago)
Lineage: Eukaryota; Metazoa; Chordata; Mammalia; Primates; Galagidae
Gene: SYNGR4
Product: synaptogyrin 4
Exons: 4
Coding region: 1-522 (173 amino acids)
Cellular component (GO): neuromuscular junction; synaptic vesicle membrane
Source: RefSeq, a predicted model, not a curated record